AUGACGUCCAUUAUAAAUGAGAUGGAUGCCUUGACCUUGAAAUCAAUGGAUAUGCAAAUUUUAUCUGCUUUGGAAACUAAUGACCCAUUAUAUAUGCCGCUAGUCAUGGAACUCAAGCAACAACUUGAUAAAGAGAGUGGCGAGGUUGUUAUAAUACUAGAUGAAAACGCUGUACCCUCCGUGGACACGCGUGUCAUCAUCAAUAUUUCAACAUCGAAGCAUAAUGCGUGCAAAGCACUUUUGGAUCAGACUUCAGCACAUGUGGGUGCCUGUUGCACAAAGUUGACCUCAUAUGGUAACACGAAUGUGUUGUUGAUACGCAAUGAGCCACAGUCCGCAGAAGAUCACAUUGAGAUACGAGUUGCUAUUCUGGGGAAUGUUGAUGCUGGAAAGAGUACACUUCUCGGUGUACUUACCAAGGGUGGACUUGAUGACGGCCGUGGUCGAGCUCGUGUUGACCUCUUCAGGCACAAGCAUGAAAUCGAAACGGGUCGGACAAGUAGCGUCGGCACCGAAGUCAUGGGCUUCCAUGCUAAUGGAACGCCAGUGGUUGAGCUUCAUGAUGCUGAUGCGCUGCAGCGCAAAGUCUCUUGGGAGGACAUAUGUCAAAAGUCGGCCAAGGUUAUUUCUUUCAUUGAUCUUGCAGGUCACGAGCGAUACCUAAAGACAACAGUUUUUGGUAUGACUAGUGCUCUACCAGACUAUGUUAUGCUUAUGGUCGGUGCUAAUGCAGGCCUCGUCGGAAUGAGCAAGGAGCACCUCGGAAUAGCGCUGGCACUUGGUAUUCCUGUCGCCGUUGUCAUCACCAAGGUAGAUAUGUGCCCACCACAUAUUCUUGAGCGGACAAUGCAGCAAGUACAAAAGGUGCUUCAGUCGCCGGGGUGCAGAAAGGCGCCUGUUUUCAUUGAGUCAGAAUCUCAAGUAAUUGAUGCGGCUUUGAAGUUCCCGAUGAAGCGAGUAUGUCCUAUUUUUCAAGUUAGUAAUGUCACAGGACAAAGACUUGAUUUGCUGCGCAUGUUCCUUAAUGUUCUUCCUUCGAGCCAGGCACAGUAUGCACCUUUGCGAUCUGGGCCUGUUGAAAUGCCCAUCAAUGAUGUAUUCAGUGUCCCAUUUGUGGGCACUGUAGUCUCCGGGGUCCUCAAGUCUGGUAUCGUCAAGACGGGCGAUUCUCUGUUGUUAGGGCCAGACAGUCUCGGUCAAUUCACGCAAACAUCUGUCCGUUCGAUCCAGCGUAAGCGGAUAAACGUCGCGUGUGCAAGUGCAGGACAGUCUGUGUGCUUCGCAUUGAAGCGAGUCCGACGAAAUCAGGUACGCAAGGGAAUGCUUCUUGCAUCACAGACAAGCACUCCGCCAUGUGCGUAUCAAGAGUUUGAAGCUGAGGUAUUGUGUUUGUAUCACACUACAACCCUCUCUGUGGGAUCCUGCAUUGUACUGCAUGCCUCGAGCAUUCGUCAAACAGUAAAGAUUAUGAGUAUUCUUAAGAUUGAUGGGCCGGAAAGGCGUCGUUCUGUCUCAUCACCUCCAAUGGAUGAUGCGAAGCCUGUCAUGCGAAUGGGUGAUAGAGCGCGUGUGCGACUACGGUUCAUGGCUAACAUGGAGUACAUUACACCCGGGACCAAGCUGAUUGCUCGAGAAGGCAAGACAAAGCUCGUCGGUGUUGUAAGGAGCGUAGGUAACCAGGGAUUCGCUACCAUGGUACAACAAAGCCACGAUGAAGUUCACAACGCAGGAGCAUGGCAUGAAGCAGGAAACAAGUCCACGCAUCUCCCCACCCAACUGUCCGGCGCGGCCUAA
Malassezia restricta is the source of this 1794-nucleotide messenger RNA. RefSeq names its product GTP-binding protein 1. The transcript has a single exon. Gene Ontology annotation, biological process: translational elongation. The record is from RefSeq and is a predicted model, not a curated record. Lineage: Eukaryota; Fungi; Basidiomycota; Malasseziomycetes; Malasseziales; Malasseziaceae. Bases 1 to 1794 code for a protein of 597 amino acids. Gene Ontology annotation, molecular function: GTP binding; GTPase activity; translation elongation factor activity.